Messenger RNA from Vicugna pacos (alpaca), 3368 nucleotides. The record is from RefSeq and is a predicted model, not a curated record. NCBI's taxonomy places the organism in Eukaryota, Metazoa, Chordata, Mammalia, Artiodactyla, Camelidae.
UGCAGGCGGCCUGAAAAGCCCCUCCGGACACUGGAGGUCUAGGGAUGAACCAAAAAUAAACAUGGCUAUGGUUUCUCAAAGGCUUUAAAAGAGCCAGGCAUUGCUCUAAGACUUUAUAUACGAACUCACUUACUCCUCACAGCAUAUUUACAAGGGGUUGUGCCCAUUUUGGUAGAUUAGGAAUCUAAGUCACUGCAAAUUUAAGCCACUUGGCUCAAGGGCCUGGGUAGAAUGUGGCACGUGCCUCCGCACAUACGGACAGACUGGUAUGUGUUGUAGAGACAGCACAGGUCCUGAUGGAGCUAAAAAGACAGGUCUGACCCAGCAUGUUGACCCUUGAAUCCUAAGGGCUAGCAGGAAGGGGCACCUGGCAGAGCAGAUGGCAUAUGCAAAGGCCAGGAGGCAGAAUAUACUGGGCUCAUUUGGUGACAGCUGCACGGAUUUGGGGGAGGCAGGGAAAGGCUGAGGGGCCAGUGCCUGCAUCAGGGCGCGGGAGAGUAGACCCCCCACCUGGCUGUGGUGUGUAACUGUCCACUUGAGAGGGAUGGACACAUCUUUCUUCCGGCGCCCCCUCCCGCUUGGAACAUCUGGGACAUGUGUUGUGCAUUCAUACAUCAGCGGGAAGAAGCGCCCUUACCUCUCUUACCCGCGCAGGAUAAAGUGAAGCGAGGGAGGGGCUGCAGGGGGGACCCUGUGGCCAGGAGAAGCCGGAGCUCCCAGAGGUGAGGACCAAGGCUGAGGGCCGGGGUGGGGCUAGGAGUUCUCCGGCUGGAAAGCCUCUACUUCCUCCUCCUCCCUUCUUGCCCUGGCCUAUGGCCUUACUGCUGGGCUGGGAAAGGGGAAAUUCUUGCGUUUAAAGUCCAGCAGGUGGAAGGUCCUGGGCUAGGACACUUGGGUCCCCGGCGGUGUCCAGAGACAUGGCCGGGGCUGGCGGAGGCCUCAGGGCCUGGGGGGGCCUGGUGCUGCUGGGCCUGUGCAGCUGGACAGGGGCCAGGGCGGACGUCCCCAGCCCAGUCAUAAACCUGACUGUGGAGGCCUGGACCAGCAGCUCCAUCACCCUGCGCUGGGAGGCCCCCAGUGGCCUGGACCAGCAGAACUACACCUACUGGGUCCAGUGGACCGGACGAAAUAACAAAACCGAGAGCCGGAACACGACAGACACCGUUUUCACAGCGGAGGGACUUGACCCUGGCUCUUCCUAUGAAUUUUCCGUGUGGGUGGAGAAGGACGGACUCACUAGCUUCAAGAAGACCCUCAAAACCACCACAGAUAUUCCACUGGAAAGCGGAGACCCAAUUGAGACCAUGUGCACAGCCAACACCAGUUUCACAGUGGAAGGACUUGAACCCGGGACCUUGUACAAAUUCUCUGUGUGGGCAGAAAAGAAUGGAGUCAACAGCUCCCGGGUGACUCUCAAUGCCACCACAGGUGAGAGGCAACUCUUAGGAGACCCAAUUGAGACCAUGUGCACAGCCAACACCAGUUUCACAGUGGAAGGACUUGAACCCGGGACCUUGUACAAAUUCUCUGUGUGGGCAGGAAAGAAUGGAGUCAACAGCUCCCGGGUGACUCUCAAUGCCGCCACAGAUCCAAGCCCCGCCUCCAUCAUGUCCUGCAUCAGCGCUUCGGGGGGCUACGGGGUCAUCCUGACCUGGUCCUGCCCCCCGGGAGGCUAUGAGGCCUUUAAGGUGAAGGUGGGCAAGCAGCAGUUUUCCCAGAACGGAUCCUCCUGUGGGAAGGGCGUGUCCUUGUCGGGACUGAGGCCAGCUCAGGCCUACGCAGCCACCGUCACAACCAUCUGGGAUGGAAGGGAGGCACGGUCUGCCUCCGUGACCUGCCGCACUGAGAGCACAGUGGUCAUCGUAGGAGCCAUCGUCGGUGUCCUCCUGUUUCUCAUCCUGGUGGGCUUGCUGGUUUUCUUCCUGAAGAAGAGGUGUAAGAAGAGUGAGAAGAAACAGGCACACAGGGAUCUGAUCUGCAGGGACAUCCGGGCUGAAGAUUUUGCUGAGCAUGUCAGGAAUAAUGAGAUGGACAGCGGUUACGGCUUUGCAGUGGAGUACCAGCAACUGGACCUGGAGGACCACAGCCAGUCCCAGAUAAUGGCCUCAGCUCCAGAAAACAGCAUCAAGAACCGUUACAGAAACGUGCUGCCCUAUGACUGGUCCCGCGUGCCCCUGACACCCCUCCCUGGGGAGCCAGGCUCCGAGUACAUCAACGCCAGCUUCAUUCCUGGUCUCUGGAACCCCCAGGAGUUCAUAGCAGCCCAGGGCCCCCUGUCCCAGACUGUGGGUGACUUCUGGCGCCUGGUGUGGGAGCAGCAGAGCCACACCCUGGUCAUGCUGACCAACUGCGUGGAGUCUGGCCGGGUGAAGUGUGAGCAUUACUGGCCUCUAGAUUCCCAACCCUGCACCCACGGGCAGCUACAGGUGACCCUGGUGGGUGAGGAGGUGAUGGAGAACUGGACAGUACGAGACCUGAAGCUCUGGCAUAUGGCAGAGCGGAGGGCUUUAUCCGUCCGUCAGUUCCACUACGUGACCUGGCCAGACCACGGCGUCCCCCACUCCCCAGACCCCGUGCUGGCCUUCUGGAAGAUGCUCCGGCAGUGGCUGGACCAGAGCACGGAGGGAGGGCCUCCCAUUGUGCACUGCAGCGCUGGUGUGGGCCGCACUGGCACCCUCAUUGCCCUGGAUGUCCUGCUGCGGCAGCUGGAGUGUGAGGGUGUUGUGGGGGCCUUCAGCUACAUGAGGAAGAUGAGAGAAAGCCGGCCACUGAUGGUGCAGACUGAGGCCCAGUACGUGUUCCUGCACCAGUGCAUCCUUCGCUUUCUGCAACAGUCAUCCUCAGCACCGGCUGAGAAGGAGGCCACGUAUGAGAACCUGAUUUACGAGAACAUAGCUGCUACAGAGGCCUAAGUUGCGGGAGGGCUGAGACUCCAGCCCACCUAGACUCAAACUCUGCAUCCUUACUUCAGCCCAGAUACCUGGACCCCUGGGACAGCAGAGGGCUGGGUCCAGGAAUCCUGGGCCCUGCAAGAAGAAGGGGAGAAAGGUCAGGUGGGAGCCUGGAUCCUAGAUUUCCAAUUCCUUGAAGAAGGGGAGGGAUAGGAGGCUAGGAGUUCCUUGUUUUUUUUGAGGGAGGAGGAGGCUGCAGGGUCUCAAAGAAACAAGUGAGAUUCUGAGGAAGGAAGGAACGAGGAUCCACAGUUCUGGCUACCCAAGAAGCAAGAGCAGGCAGGGUCCUGCCCAUCUUUUACUCCAGAAACCAGAUCUUGCUUCAAGGAUCUGAGGUUUCCUUGCACCCCACUCACUGUCUGUACAGAUUUUUUUCUUUAAUCCCAUAAUUUAUUAAAUCACUAUUCUCCCCAGAGA